This is a messenger RNA of Cadophora gregata, 894 nucleotides long. RefSeq lists its product as uncharacterized. NCBI's taxonomy places the organism in Eukaryota, Fungi, Ascomycota, Leotiomycetes, Helotiales, Ploettnerulaceae. The coding region runs from base 1 to 894 and encodes 297 amino acids. The transcript is spliced from 3 exons. The record is from RefSeq and is a predicted model, not a curated record.
AUGUCAGCCAGUCGACAGUACGCAGCCCCAUCCAGUGUUGAUGCUCGGCACCUUGCAUCUUCCAACAUCAAUUCUGACUCGCCAACGUCUCAACCAGCUAAAGGUGGCCACUCAGCCAGCCGCGAUACAGGCCCUGAAGAUGCUGCACUCAAUAUCCUCUGUCACACGGCAGCUAAGCUUGGCUAUAUGCAGGACGUGGGUUACGGGUUUGACGUAGCCACCUUUGGGGCGAACGCAAUGAAUAGUUACUCGAGGAAAGCUGAAAUUUCACGAGCGGAUUACCAGUCUACCAAUAGUAAAUCCGGAGUCUCUCAGCAGGCUGGUUCGCAUGGUAUCACUAAUCUCUCUGAUACCUUUGACGAGACACAGAACUUUAUUCAGGGCAGGACCAACCUCGAGAUACUGGUCAGAGAUGCGAAAUUCUCACCUGAGACGCCCCCGCUACUCCCAGCGGCGGGAACCCAGCUACAGGCCGUGGCUACCAGUGGCACCCACGCGCGUCAAGUCGGAACUGCAAAUGCCCUUGAGGGACUUUGCGGUGUCAGGCUGAAGAAGCGUCGACGGGAACAGACAUCGAAUCUCUCACAUGUAAAACACACCGAAAGCUCUGAUGAUGGUGCUCGGGGUUCAAAGAGAACUAAAGUGGACUGUGACUGUGAAGAUGAUCAUACAUGGUGGAUGACCAUCAAGAUUGGAGAGAUGAAUGAAGUUCUUCAACGAAUCGAUACUGCGAUAGGUGUGGUUAAGAUGUUGUCAAACGGGUCAAAUGACUUGGGCAACAUUAUAACUGAAUGCAAUCUGAUCAAUCUACUUAAAGAGUCCCGGGCGAUUCUGGAUGGUGCGAAAGACGAUAUGAAAACAGAAGGUGGAAGAGAUAGAGAAACCACAGAAUAG